GAUGAGAGUAGGGUAGAGGGACCAUGAGGGUGUGUGUGUGAGCCAGCCAGCCAUCAUGAAGACCCACGUCAACACCAAAACAUUUCCCAAUAAAAAGAAGUGGAAGCCUAAAUCCAAUAAAACAAAGCAACUGCAACCUCAGAACAGGAAAAACAAGUUACACAUCAAGUUUGAUAUAGAAGACAGGAGGGAAUAUCUCACAGGAUUUCAGAAAAGGAAGCGAGAGAGACGUGAAAAGGCCCACAAACAGAUUGAAGAAGAUCUUAAAAAUGAAAUGAAGAAUAUAAGAAAAGAUCGAGUUCAAUUGAUCAAGAAAAUGAUAUACAACAAUCAAGAAAUGCCAGAAAGUGACAAUGAUGACGAGGAAGAUAAUGUGGAAAAUAAUAAUGUAACUGUUACCGACUGUGGGUCUGCUACAGUUGAAAUAUCUGGAAUUGACUUGAUCUCCUCUCAGCAUCACAUUGGAACCAAUCAGAUGGGACUUGGAAAUGCACACCCAAAAAUGGCAUCUACCAAAAGUAUAGUUAAGGAAGAUUCUGGGAAUGAGGAUGACGAUGAAAUAGAUAAAGAAAAAUUAGAUGAGCUUGGCAUUCACAGUCAGAAAGACCUGUAUCGCUCUCUCAAAAAGAGCACCUUUCAAGUGAUGAAGAAAAGCAGCUUGAUGAAGUUAAAGCAAGCUAGAGAUGCUAAAAAACAGAAAAAGGCUCAGGCAAGAGUGAAUAAUCACAGACGAAAGUUGAAAAAUAAAAAAAUGAAGCACAAACGGACACAAUUAACAGAACAAGUGACUUAGUCUUAUCAUCUCACAUGUAUUGUUUAUAUACUGUAAUAAAUUUUGACACCAUUAAAAUUAUUAAAGAAAACUAACUUUG
Messenger RNA from Procambarus clarkii (red swamp crayfish), 872 nucleotides. RefSeq names its product nucleolar protein 12. Gene Ontology annotation, cellular component: nucleolus. Gene Ontology annotation, molecular function: rRNA binding. Lineage: Eukaryota; Metazoa; Arthropoda; Malacostraca; Decapoda; Cambaridae. The record is from RefSeq and is a predicted model, not a curated record.